AUGAGCGCCUCGCCUGUGCCGUCUGCGGCCGCGGCCGCCUCCACCUCUGCUGCCGGCGCUGCCCAGGCCCGCUCCGGCUCCAGCUCGCCGGUGCACAAGCGUGCGCGCCGCGACGAGGCUGAUGCUCCUUCUGGCUCGGCUGCUGCGACUUCUGCUGCUCCGUCCGCUGCGGCGGCGCCGCGCACUGAGCCGACCAAGGCGCUGGCGGCGCGCAAGCGCGGCCGUGCCGCACAGAUGGCCAAGUUCGGCGUGCCGCCCGUCGAGCACGACGUGCGCCGCCUGCUGGGCGCCGACGUCGUGGCGCGCCUCGAGGCCGAGGGCCGCGACUGGGAGCUGCGUGCCUCGGGCGAGGUGUGCGACGUGCGCAUCGAGACACUCGGCAGCGGAGGCGACGGCCUGGCAAAGGCGCCGAGCGGCGACUGGGCCAUCGUCGUGCCGCACGUGCUGCCCGGCGAGCUGGUGCGCGUGCGCUGGUGGAGCAACGAGCGCAUGUGGUCCAAGGCGGACCUGCUGGAGGUGCUCGAGCCGUCGGAGAAGCGCCUGCCUGCGCCGUGUCCUUACUUUGGCCAGUGCGGCGGCUGCCAGUACCAGAUGCUCUCAUAUGACGAGCAACUGGCGCACAAGCAGCUCGUCGUCGAGCGCGCCUUCGCCAACUAUUCCGGUCUUCCCGCCGAGCUGCUGCCGCGCAUCGGCGCGACGCUGCCGUCGCCGCAGCAGCUGCGCUACCGCACCAAGCUCACGCCGCACUUUGACCUGCCGCGCGAGCUGCGGCGCGGCAAGGGCGGGCGCGCGCCAAAGGGCGGCAUGCCGUCGGCCGGCGAGGUCGAGCAGAUUGCGCGUGCGCUGCCGAUCGGCUUCGACCAGGUCAAGGGCAACGGCAUCCUCGACAUUGAGGAAUGCAUCAUCGCGACGCCGACGAUCAACGAGGCGCUGCCACGCAUCCGGCAGGGUGUGCGCGACCGGAUUGCGUCGUACAAGAACGGAGCCACAUUGCUGCUGCGCGACUCCUUUGUCAAGAACCCGGCAGCCGAUGGCGCAGCAGCGACAGAGGUGGUGCUGGACGAGGCCCCUGCGCCAGCUGCUCCGCGCGAGGAGCUCUCGGAGGUCAUCACGGAUCAUAAAGCAGUGGUGCGGGAGCGCGUCGGCAAGAUCAUGUUCGAGUCGCCCGCAGGCGCAUUCUUCCAGAACAACCGCUCCAUUCUGCCCUCGCUACUGAGCUACGUCGAGGCCGCAUUGCGAGCGCUGCCGGCAUUCUCCUCAGAGUCGCAGGAGAGCCGGUUUCUCGUCGACACGUACUGCGGCAGCGGCUUCUUUGCCCUCUCGCUCGCGCACCUCUUCUCGCGCGUCGCAGGCGUCGAGCUCAGCGCCGAGAGCAUCGCCUGCGCCACGCGCAACGCCACGCUCAACUCGAUCACGAACUGCGAGUUUCUCGCUGGCUCGGCCGAGGCCAUCUUCGCAAAAAUCAAGUUCCCCGCCGAGCGCACGACGCUCAUCAUCGACCCGCCGCGGCGCGGCUGCGACGACGUCUUUCUGACGCAGCUGCUGCGCCUGCGCCCGCGCCUCGUCGUGUACGUCUCGUGCAACGUGCACACGCAGGCGCGCGACAUUGGCCAGAUCUUGCGCGGCGAGCCGCGGUACGAGGUUGUGAGCGCGUGCGGUGCCGACCUCUUCCCGAUGACAUACCACGUCGAGGGCGUUGCGGUGCUCCAGCUGCGCGACGAGGUACCGACCCCUGCGACCGACAGCGCUGCAGUCGCGCCCUGA
Messenger RNA from Tilletiopsis washingtonensis, 1764 nucleotides. Its product is annotated as S-adenosyl-L-methionine-dependent methyltransferase. The transcript has 10 exons. Bases 1 to 1764 code for a protein of 587 amino acids. Lineage: Eukaryota; Fungi; Basidiomycota; Exobasidiomycetes; Entylomatales. The record is from RefSeq and is a predicted model, not a curated record. Gene Ontology annotation, molecular function: tRNA (uracil(54)-C5)-methyltransferase activity, S-adenosyl methionine-dependent. Gene Ontology annotation, biological process: tRNA processing.